Molecule: messenger RNA, 1092 nt
Organism: Rotaria socialis
Lineage: Eukaryota; Metazoa; Rotifera; Eurotatoria; Philodinida; Philodinidae
Source: the annotation of a GenBank genome assembly
AUGCUUUUUCGAUUUCGGUUUCCUUUGAUAAAAUUUUGCAGAACCUAUUCUACGAAACAUGAACCUAUACAUCGAAUUAUUUAUUCAUCAUCGACAAAUAUUUGGUUCAAUUUAGCAACAGAAGAAUGGCUAUCGAAGACAAUUAAACCCAAUGAACAUAUUUUAUUUCUUUGGCAAAAUGAUAAAUGUGUUAUUAUCGGACGAAAUCAAAAUCCUUGGAAAGAAUGUUUUCUGGAACGAAUGAACGAUGAUGGCGUGUUAUUAGCACGACGACGAUCCGGUGGUGGUGCCGUCUAUCAAGAUUUAGGCAAUACAUGUUUUACAUUUCUUAUUUCACAAGCUCAUCAUCGAUUAGAUAAAAAUCUCAAUUCAGAAAUUCUUCUUGACGCUCUACAAUCGUCAUUUAAUAUUGAAGGUCAUAUUCAUGGUCGAAAUGAUCUUGUUUAUGGUCCGGAUAAACGUAAAUUUUCUGGUUCUGCUUAUCAAAAUACGAAUAAAUUUGCUCUUCAUCAUGGCACAUUAAUAACUGACGUCGAUACUAAUGCUAUGAAAAAAUAUUUAAAUCCAAAUAAAGAAAAAUUAAUAUCGAAAGGUGUUGAUUCCGUUCAAGCACGUGUGAUUAAUUUAUGCGAAGUCAAUCGAUCUCUAAAUCAUAAAGAUCUGUGUUUAGCUAUUGAAGAAUCUUAUCGGCAAACAUAUUCAAAAUAUAAAAUUCAAUCAGCUGAAAUUCUAUCGCGGGAAACGCUCGACUUAAUACCUGACUUGAAUGCAUCAUAUGAACUGUUUAGUGACUCACAAUGGCGUUUUGGUCAAACAUUUUCUUUUACGCAUGAAUAUGAAAAACGUUUUCCAUGGGGAACUAUAUCAAUUGGAAUUAUAUCUCAACGAGAUGGACUUAUUCAUACAUGUGAAAUCUAUUCGGAUGCAUUGUAUGUGAAUAUGAUCAAUCGUUUAAAAGAUAAUCUCGUUGGGAAAAUGUAUACGGGUGAAAGUAUUCGGAAUGUUUGUCAACAAACACAAAAACAAGUUGAAACGGACCAAGAAAAAGCAAUGAUAGAUGAUAUACAGUCAUGGAUUCUAACACAAAUUUAA